AUGAUGGAUCGUUUCAACGAUUUUGUGGAGCGGAAUAGUCGCGGGUGGAUCCAGAUCCCACGUAGUCAAGAAGAGGAGCAGUGUUGGGACUGCCGCAUUGUCGGAACUGUUGCUCUUUACACGACGAGUGCUCUUAGCUGGCGGUGUUUUUUUACCACAAGAAGGAAUGUUAUGACAAACAACUAACUGUGAUGAAAAGAGAAUGUAACUUCUGUGCUGCCAUUUUUAAUCGGCGUCGGUGAGUUCCCUUCUAGAGUUUUCUUGUAGAUGUCGUAAGAAGCUAAACGUUCUCCUUGCUUGAAGCAUAAGAAGCAAUGGCUUCACGAGCUACCCUCCCCACUUCAUGAAGUAUUUAGGAAAUCGGAUAUUCUUUGGCGCGAUGGGACUCUGCUUUCUUGGUCUGGGAACAUAUCGAGCUAUCACUCCAACGAAGCAUGUUGAUCAUGUCGCUAGUCCGCGAAGAUUUCGGCAUGCCUGGGAGCAGCUUGGAACCCAGGGCAGGGAAGAAAAAGAUGCCGCUUCGAAGAAAGAGGACAAGGAGUAGAAUAGUAGGAGGGGGGGAGUUGGCAUAUAUGCAGAGAGGAGUUAACGGCAUGACUGAGGAGUUGCUUUUCGAAAAGUAGCAUGUCAUUAUGAAUUCAUAGUCAUUCGUCUGUGCGAAAAGUAGCAUGUCAUUAUGAAUUCAUGGCCAUUCGUGUGUGUGUGUGUGUGCAUUCUUGUUGGAAAAAAUGAUUACUCGAAUCGGGAUGGGCGGAUAAGCAGCAGCAGUCGUCGACAAGCAAGCUUCAUUUUAUUUUACAUUAGACAUUUACAAGUAUGUAGUUGUACCUAGUAUAGUUCUGGGGAAGAUGCUGAUUCAGAUCGGAUUCUUCAAUCUAAGUGAUCCUCAUUUGCGUUCGUCUUUUUCUGUCAUGUUUCUAUCUUUGUCUUACCAUUUUCUGCAUUACGGAAUUUCUUCUAUUUAUGCCAAACCCUUCCAUCUGAUCUUAUUCGAAAACCACUAUGCUUCUGCUGUCGUAGGGAGAGGCACAACUUUCUUUCGACUAAGGUAGAUUUGCUGCAACUUUCUUUUGCGGAUGUUUUUUAGUUAUCGUGUGUCAUUGGGGAGUAUUUACAAAUGAAGUCAAAUUUCAUGGUGUCACUCGACGGCGGGUCGAAUGUAAAUUGGUAAGUAAAAACUUUCAGCUACCUUAUACUAGCAUUCAAAUAGGUAUAGGUCGGUCCACGUCCAGUACGAAAACAACAACGUAAAAAUUUAGAAAAAAGCUAGUAGACGAUGGUAGAUUGUUUACAGAUAUUUUGGAAGGGGGAGCUUGGGCAUACUCAUCAGUUGUAAUAUUGAAGAUCGACGACGAUAGAAGAGAUAGAAGGAGAGGAUCUUUUUCAGUCGCAGAACAGGUUCUUGAAGAAUGUUCCGAUUGGAAAGGUUUUGUUCCUAAAAGAGAUGCAGAGAAAGGCUUGAGUCGCUGGUCCUCCCUUGAAGUGAUGUCUGUCUUUGACACAUUCUCUGCUCCCUAUACAACUUGCCUACAUAUACUAAUCUGAUUCUCGUAUGAACGAGGACAUGGCGGCCCCUUACAAUAUUACAUCUUAUUUACACCCGUUGUCUGACUGGGUAUAUCAUACGAUAUGCGGAGGGCAUUCGUAUCAACACCUUUUGCUCGGCUAUAGUGGUCGCAUUCUAUCUAGCAUAGCAAAAGUGCGUCUUUCACUCAUGAUGUAAAAAUAAGUUCCUUGUUGAGAAAGGAAAAAUUCGGGAGCUGAUUUACGUUCUUGCCGCCUUCCGCGGAAAAAAAAGCGACCACGGGGGAAUGCAGCAUAAAUUUGUUAUCAAUAUUAUGUACGAAAUUGUGGACGUCUUCAACUGUUACUUACACUACAAAAUAGAUGUAGCCGCUGGAGGAGGUCUACGCACCAUAAUUCACCUGAUAUCUAUUUGUAUUACAGCCGUAGGUAGUUGUGAAUGGCUUCCACCAUCGAAUAUUAUAUGAGUGUUGCUUCAUCAUCUGCUCAUCGUGUGAGAAGACGCGAUGAUGAUGAAGCCGGUCGUGGGUGUGAUAGAUGGAUCGUGUGUUUUGUGAGAAUGACCAGAUACUUUUUUGAGUUCUACAGGUCUCACAUCCUUGCCCUAGUGAAGCAAGGGAUCGCCCACCCCCGAGCUUAUCUACGAGUGCUCUCCGCAUUGGGUCCAAUUGACUUGUGGCGCUUUUUAAUCGCAACAAUAAGCUUGAGUACUCGCAACUAGUGUCCGGGCGGUCAUCUGAUGCGGCUUCUAGCUGCGCCGACCAACGCAGAUUGUCAUAUUUAGGUUAUGUGCGUCGAGCAUAUACACGACAAGAAUAUCAAAAUCUUCAAUUCAAUAGUUUCAUUUUGUUGUCCCCAACAACCUUCCCCGUCAAGUUGUUAUUCGAACCUUACCCAUAGUUAGACACCCUACCCUUUGUAUAUUUCCCCCCUAGUUCUUGCAGCG
Molecule: messenger RNA, 2470 nt
Organism: Amoebophrya sp. A25
Lineage: Eukaryota; Dinophyceae; Syndiniales; Amoebophryaceae
Source: the annotation of a GenBank genome assembly